UUGGAAUCGAACACGUACGGAAAGUUGAGAUUGAGAAUUUGCAGUCGAAUUUGAUCGAAAAGAAGGUUGAGAUUUCAAGAGAUCCUACUCGUACAAGCCAAGUAGUUAUCGCCAGUUCAUAUCCAGGGUCAUCUCCGACAGGACGUCAGAGUUCGUCUGCGUUGCAAUCCUGACCGCUUCCUCUCGCAACCCAGUCCGUCAAGUCCCACGAGCGCCAUGUCCGAGACGUUGAACUUCGGCCCCCAGUGGCUGCGCAACCUGUCCUCAGGCACCAGCAGCAGCAGUGGCAGUGCCCUCACUUCGCCUCCUCCCUCCCCCGGCGUGGGCGGGCCCGCGAUGGCCUCCUCCUCCUCGGCGACGGGCCCGCCCACUACCUCUUCCUCCUCGGGCCCCACCCCCAUGACCCAGUUCAAGCUGGCCGAGCACCGCUAUGGCCGUGAGGAGAUGCUGGCGCUGUACCGCCGCAGCGAGCGCAUGCCGGCUGGCCUGGAGGAGGCGUCCUCCAUCGCCAAGAAGGAGCCGCUGACGCCCAUGGCACUGCUGCCGCUCAAUGAGGAAGAACAGCGGUGUUUGUCACAGUGUGUGAACAGUACAGUGGUGCUACGGCUGACCGGCAGAGGAGGAGGGGGACCAGCAAUAAGAGGGGGUCGGGGAACAGGCCGGGGACGGGGAAGGGGGCGGGGAGAGUUUCAGCGUAACGUCUCAAUGUACGACGAGGAGAGUUCGGGGUUCCCUCGAGGGCGGGAGUUCAAUCGUACCAUGAGCUGGGACGAGAGCCAAGAUCACCGCUUUGACAAGCGCCUGGACUCGCGAAACUUUGAUGACGCAGCCGGGGGACCCCUGUCGCCCCGCAAGCACAUCGAGCGGGGAGGCAGCUCCAGUGACAACUGGCGGUUGCCGCGGGAACGGUCCACGCGGGGCGACGAAGAAGACGAGGGAGGGACAUGGCGGCAGGCGGGGUCGCGCUCCAUGAGGCUGUCACGGGAAGGGGACGACAAUUGGCGCAGUGCAACAGGGUUAUCGAGAACAAGCUGGAACCACCCGAGGGAACGGGAGGAGCAGGGACGGGGCUUGGAGAGGGGGAUGCGGGAGCGCCGCUACAGCGGCCGGUCGCGCCAGGACAGCUGGCACGAGGACGGGAUGGAGGAGAUGCCCGAGUGGACCAUGGACGACCCCUUCGACGGGGACAUCGGGACGUUCGAUUCGUCUGGCGCAUUCUGCUCCACAAAGAAAGCAGACAAGGAUGCAGGAUCCGGGGACUCCAGCAACAAGGAGGAAGGGAAGGAACAACAGAAAGCCAGCGCAGAUGGUAACGACAAACAAGAAUCAUCCGACUCAAAGGAGACUGACAACUCCCCUGAAGCCUCACCUAAGCUGAACAGAUCAGAGAAGGCGGAGCUAAGCGCUAAGAGCGCAGAGACUGAGAGCUUGGAACUGUCCAAGCCCAAGAAAAUCAGUGCCAAGGAGGAGCGUCGGACAAUGGGCCCCUCCCCUAUCACGGUCCAGCUGACGGACAAUGUGGUCAACAGUGGCAAGAAGUUGACCAGCAGCAGCAGUGGCAACAGCAUCGGCAGUGCCAGCGCUGCGGGCGACGGGCCCCCCUCGACCCCGGACCACGCCCCCGCCGCCGUCGCCGCCCCCCAAAACUCAGGGAACCCAACCGACAAGCAAUCCAAGAAGGGCGGGGAUGGAGGGGCGGAGCCAAAGCAGGCAGGUGUGCCCACGGUGGGCGAGGUCAUGGCCCAGGUGGCCAAGGUCGCGCUGGAGGAGGCCGGGAAGGAAGCGGACCCAAGGCCGACCACAGAAGAGCCCCAGGCCUCAUCAGAGAAGACAGAAGAGAGCCCAAAACCAGAGGAGGAAGACGACAGCUUAGCCCAGAUGGAGAAGGACGCAGAGAGCCUGAUGUCAAAACUCAUCGAGGAGGAUGAUGACAAGGGCCCAGAAGAGGAAGAGGUGACCAUGGCCAAGCCUGGGAGCGUCAGCAGCGCGGCCGACAACAAAGUGCUGCCCGUCACCCACGAGCACGCCUUCAGAUGGUUCUACAAGGACCCCCAGGGCUCCGUGCAAGGUCCGUUCAUGUCCAGCGAGAUGGCCGACUGGUUCAGCGCCGGGUACUUCACCAUGACACUGCUGGUCAAGCGGGGCUGCGACGAGGACUUCAUAUGCCUUGGCGAGGUCAUCAAACGGUGGGGACGGGUGCCGUUCAUGCAGGGUCCCGAGCCCCCACCCAUGGGGAAGUUACAGUCACCGAUCACCUCUGACGUCCGGCCAGUACCCCAGCCAGCCCAGCCCCAGCAACAGCAGGUGCACCACGGUCUCCCCCCGCAGCUCUUUGCCCAACACCAGCAGCAGCCACAACAGCAGCAGCAGCAGCAGCCGCCGCCGCCUCCCACACAGCAGCAGAGGGAACACCUGCAACAGCAGCAGCAACAACACCAAGUCUUCCAACAGCUGAUCCAGCAGCAGCAGGCAUUCAUCAGGGUGCAAGCCAGCCGCAUCUACCAGGAGCUGCUGCACCGUGGCAAGUCCUUGACGGCAGCCCAGCAGGCCCUGCUACGCCAGCAGCUCAUCAGCCUACAGCAGCAGCACCAGCUCCUGCUGCAGCAGAUGGCACUGCAGGGCGACCCGUCCCGGUCGGACAUUGCCGCCGCCGCGGCAGUGGUCAGCGAGCAGCAGCAUGCCAUGAUGGGCGGCGGCGGGGGAGGGGCCAGCGGGGGCGGCCGUAGUGGGUCCGGGAGCAGCCCAGUGCCCACGUCCAAAUCAGAGAACGUGAUGGACAACAUCUCAAUCUGGGGCGGACCGCCGUCCAAAAAAGAUGACUGGGACAUUGGCUUUUGGCACCCAUCCAUGGCAAAGGAUGCAAUGGAAGAGUCGAGAAGAGAAAAGAUGAAGGCGAGGGAGGUGGCCCGGCGCCAGGAGGAGGAGCGACGCCAGAAGGACCUGAGGGAGCAGGAGGAGAGACGGAGGCAGGAGCAAGAGCAAGAGGAGGAGAUGAGGAGGCAGCAGGAGAUGGAAUUGAAGAGGCAGGAGGAGCUCAGGAGACAAGAAGAUGUCAGACGCCAGGAAGAGAUUCGGCGGCUUGAGGAGCUGAGACAGGAAGAAGAGAGACGACGCAAACAGCAGGAGGAGCAGCUGAGGCUGGAGCAGCAGCAACGCAAGGAGGAGCUGCGCCGGCAGGAGGAGGCAGCGGCGAGGAAGGUCCAGGAGGACGUGGUCCGGCGUGAGGCCACCCGGCGCGCCCAAGAGGAGGCCGAGAGACGGGCCCAAGAGGAGGUGGCCCGGCGGGCACAGGAGGAGGCCUCCAGGCGGGUCCGGGAGGAGCAGGAGAGGGUCAGACGGGAGGAGGACAAGCAGAAGGAGACGGACAAGCAGCGACACCAGGACAUGAUCAGGCAACAAGAGAUGCAGCGACAGCAGCAACAGCAGGACGCUUUGAGAAGACUCCAGCAGCAGCAGCAACAGUCAAAACUCCCAAGCACAGCAAUGUGGGGUCAGCCCAACACGUCCAGCAUCCCCACAUCUGGCACCCCGACACUGACCCAGAUCCAGCAGAUGCAGCAGGAACAGCGAGACAGGGAGGAACAACAACGCCAACGGCAGCUUCAGGCCCAGAUGUUGCAGCAGGCUCAGCAGCAACAGCAGCAGCAGCAGAGCAGGCCCACAGGCUGGGGAAGCGCAAACCCAGGGAUGAAGGGCAGUGGGCCGCCCCCCAAGUCCCUCCGUGAGAUUCAGGAGGAGCAAGCCCGGCAGCUGAUGGAGCGGAGCAAGCAGCAGGCCGCCAGCAAGCCGCCAGUGUCCAUGUCACUGGGGACGGCCGCUGUGUGGGGCGGAGCCAACACCAACACUGCCUUGAACUGGGGCAGCGACGGCACCGGGGUGUGGGGCGACCCCAAGCCCAAGCCCCCCUCCCAGCCAACAGGCUUCUGGGACGAGGCCGUGGCCAACAACAAUGCCGGGAUGAAGUCACAGAGCAGCAGCGCCAACUUCCCGUCACUUCGCAGCGCCACGCAGUCGGCCCCCAUGCAGCGCCAGCAGUCCACUGGCUCCGGCUCCAAGUCCAGAGUGGCAAAAGAAGAGGAGAACGUCCGUAAGUUGUUCCAGAACAACACGGCGACGGACGAGUUCACCCAGUGGUGCGAGUACAAGCUGCAGGGUUCCGCCGAGUCGGUGGACAUCCCCACGUUCAUAUCAUUCCUACAAGACGUGGAAUCGCCCUACGAGGUGCGCGACUACGUCAAGAUGUACCUGGGCGAGACGCGAGAGAGCAGCGAUUUUGCUCGGCAGUUCCUGGAGCACCGCAGUCGCUACAAGGAGAAGCAGAGGAAACAGCAGGAAAUGGGCAAUAUCUGGGGAGGAGGAGGAGGGGUUGUGAGCGGCGAAUCAUCCUCCCCGCCCUCUUUGUCGCCCCGGCCGCAGGACUGGGAGGAGGGGGAGGCGGGUCACCACGGCAACAACGGCAUCCCCGGCGCCGGCGGCAACCAGGGCGGCAAUGGCGGCAAGAAGAAGAAGCGCAUGCAGCGGAUGGACCGCAGCAUCCUGGGCUUCAGCGUCAGUCCGACCGCCCGCAUCAACAUGGGGGAGAUCGAGACCCUGGACGAUUGACCUUUGAACCCAGAUCCCUCCCCCCUCUCUCUUUGCCUUGCAGCUCUCUUUGAAUCGACCUUGUACACAAAUGCAAAACCCGUGGAAGUGAAGGAAUACAUGUAAGCCGGCACCAUCGGACUAGGCUAAUGCCGCCGAGAUCACAAAAAUAUCCCAAUUCUUCACAAAUAUCCGGAAUGCUUCGUGUCAAGUUACGGCUACGCAUACCAUCAGUCCGCUGUCAUUUUUUUUUUUUGGACCACGAGCUUGAGGUGAUUUCUCCUGACACAGGCUUGAAAAUUACGACUGUCGUCUGAUUUCAAAGACACAAGCCUGGUUUUAAAUGGUGUCGGCCUAUGUGCAGCGUUUUCUGAAUAAAUGAUACGGUACUUCUUUUUUUUUUUUCCUUGCUCUUUCUCAGACAUGUGGUGCCUUAUUGCACAUUUCAACGGUUGAAUUCCAGACUACUUCUUACAAUCUUGCUCAUCACAAAUUUUGUUCAUGUGGUGAUGGCAGUGAUAGGUUAGAGUUGAUCUCCUGAAGGCACAGGUUCUGGGUUUUGAAUCCAAGUUGGGUAAAAACAGAACGCCAAACUUAAUUUCCCCCUGUGUAAAAACGACUUCCACCGUGAGGGUUAAUUGAUGUUGGCACGGAGCAGAAAAAUGGUUCUCGUUCCGUAAGAAACUGUUGCAGCUAGUGAAAGCUGCGAUUGGCCUUUUUUCUUUCCUGCUCCGUUUGGAUUUUGGCAAUAUCCGCAAAUGCCUUUGAUGUGUCAGGAUGCGAGACAUGAUUGCUGCUGUCUUACGUGAGCAUACAAAGAUGGGUGCUCGUUCAGAUUUUCAGAGCACCCUUAAAUUUAUUAAUUAACCGGCAUGUUGUGGAGUCGGCUAAUUUAGUUUGGCAAAGUGAGCACGACUUCAACACCAGUCAAGCCCCGUGUCUUGCGGUUUGUGUAAAACGUUUAUGUUGGGCUCGUUGGUAAAGUCUAUAACUUGAAAAGCUAAUAUCUUAAGACAGUGAAUGCAGCUGCAGGGUUCACUCGGACAGAAAAAACUGAGGAAAGAAGAGAACGAUUGACAAGGGGAAAAAAAUGAUCUGGGUCAAAACUACUGUUCUACUAUAUGAGCCAUCGUAACUCAAAUUAGUAGUUUUUUGCUUGGUAAAGCAUAUGUAGAUUGAAUCCCAGAACAGUCAUUUGUCUUGGAACUUACAAAGAAACAGGGUGUACGUGAGAGGGUUGCAGCUGCGUGGACUGUCAUGAGAUCGUUGUAUCAAAUGACCUAAAAAUUGUUGUAUCUUUGUUUUUGGGUGUUUUGUUUUUUUCAAGAGUAUGUUGCUCAGAACACCUAAGGAAUAUUGAUAAUCAUAACAUGUCCAGUUUUUUGGAGUCGUUCUGUGAAACUAGUCUCCAUUUUACCGUGGAACCCCAACUGCACAUUUUCAAUGUGUCUUUUGUAUCCACCCCUAUUGUGAAAUGGCCUCGUCCCUACUUUGGCCUCAAAUGUGCGUGUUAACUGGGUGAGCAGAUUAUUACUGGAGGGGCGUUGAAAUUUGCCAAGUCUCUUAAUGAUGUACAUGCAUAGGCAGCUUUCACUUUUUCAAACGCUCCUGUCCCAAGUUUUGUUUGUACUUCAAAUCUUUCAAUUUAACCCAAGUUCAAAUGUUGGUUGCCCCUCUCUGCCCUCCAUAAUUCCCAAGAUAUUCCUGGAUCUGAUUGCACUUUGCGUGCUUUCAUUGUCAGGCUCGUUCCGUUUCAUACUGGUCCUGUGAAAUGUCGCAGCCAUUUUCAGUUUCGUGUGUGACGAGGGCGUUUCCAAGUAGCAACUCAGCUUGUUUAAUUUCCAUUUGUAACCAGCCCCGCGGUGCAGUGCAUCCUGCGUUUGGCAAAGGGCAAAAGUGACUAGACCUUGUAAAAAAAAUGAGUCUCAAGUCGCCAGCCAUGAAGAGAAUCUUGCUUUAUAUCGUUGGGAAGGAUGCCAAACUGAGGGAUAAAUCAAGACAGAUAACUCAAUCAGAAUUUCUAUUGGGGGGAAAGCCCAAAAGACUCAUUUCGUCGGGUCCGGUCUCAAACAUUGAUGAAGUCUCACAAAGAUGAGUGAAUAUGGGUGUUUCACAGUAGUGAGCUGCCAAGAGUUUGAAAUGCGUCGGCCAAUCACAAUGUGCGAAACAGGUCGACCCUUUCCAAAAGCGCAUUGCCAGUCGACACCUCCGCACUUAUAAACCUAUUCAGAUGCGCAUUUCCCACGAUGGCAACCGCGGUGCAAACCUUGGAGGCGCACUCUUGCCGAACACCCGUGUUGUCAUGUUUUUUUCAUCUAUUAGGCCCUUCACUCGUGCAUAGUUGGCCAAGAUGGCAGUGCCUGUCGUCAUUGAAGUAAUGAACAAAACGAUUGAUUUGUUUAAGUUUUUCAAAUGUUUGAAUGAAGGAAGCUGGUAUUGUUGUGCACACGAAGAGAACGACAAACUAGAUACCGUAUACUAAAUGAAUAUGUACGACAUCAGUCCAUUGAAGUUUUUUUUGUGUGUGUUUCUUGUUUUCUCUCCGAAGACUACGAUAUUAAGAGAAAUGGGCCGGAGGUCCAACGUGAAGAGAAAUGUACGUGUACAUAGACAAAAAAAAACAAACAAAUUUAAGACACAUUAAAGACAUACACUUUGAAGAAUAUGAAA
Acanthaster planci (crown-of-thorns starfish) is the source of this 7251-nucleotide messenger RNA. RefSeq lists its product as uncharacterized. The record is from RefSeq and is a predicted model, not a curated record. Lineage: Eukaryota; Metazoa; Echinodermata; Asteroidea; Valvatida; Acanthasteridae. Gene Ontology annotation, molecular function: protein binding. Gene Ontology annotation, cellular component: cytosol.